Aedes albopictus (Asian tiger mosquito) is the source of this 5223-nucleotide messenger RNA. RefSeq lists its product as uncharacterized. The transcript has a single exon. Bases 1 to 5223 code for a protein of 1740 amino acids. NCBI's taxonomy places the organism in Eukaryota, Metazoa, Arthropoda, Insecta, Diptera, Culicidae. Gene Ontology annotation, molecular function: nucleic acid binding; zinc ion binding. Gene Ontology annotation, biological process: DNA integration. The record is from RefSeq and is a predicted model, not a curated record.
AUGGCGGAGGCGCUAGCAGCUCUUCAGCGGCAACGGGAGUUCAUAACCUCAAAAGUUGCCCGCAUCAAAUCGAGUCUCCAGAAGGCAGACGACGAACAGGUUCCACUUGACGAAUUCGUCUUGGAAACAUACAUACGGACGAUUGAUGCGGCUUAUCAAGAAAUGAACGAGUGUCAAACAAAGAUGUGCGCAACCAAUCCUACGAAGCAGGAAGAGGAGGAAGAAAUCUACGUCGAAUUCGAGAACCUGUUCACGGAGGUGAGAGCAGUAGUGAGCAGACUGCUGAAACAGAAAAAGGAUGCACAGACUUCUAACGCACUGCAACGGCAAGUUGCGGCCGGUGUUCCUCAACCGAUCCGAGUGCAACAAUCGAUCCUUCCACACACACCCCUUCCGUCGUUUGACGGGAAGCCUGAGCAUUGGUUCAGGUUCAAAUCAAUGUUCACGGACAUUAUGAACAAGUGUGCCAACGAGGAUGCUGCAACAAAACUGUAUCAUUUGGAUAAGUGCCUUGUUGGAGAAGCGGCCGGUGUCAUCAAUCAACAAUUCAUCAAUGAAAACAACUACGAUGCAGCAUGGAAUUUCCUAGUCCAGCGGUAUGAAGACAAGCGCAAGAUUGUGGACAUUCACGCGAAUAAGUUGCUGCAUUUGAAACCAAUGACGCAGGAGAGCGGAAGGCAACUGAGGGAUUUGAUCGAGGAGUGCAAACGGCACGUCGAUUCGCUCAGAUACCACGGGUACGAUGUACUAGGCCUCUCAGACAUCGUGCUGGUGAAUGUUCUCGCAUCAAAGCUAGACUUCGAGACCAAGAAGCUGUGGGAAGCCAACAACGAACACGGUGUCAUUCCUACCUACGACGACACAAUCGAGUUUCUGGAAAAACACGCAUUGGUGCUCGAACGAGUGGAAGCCUCUUCAAGUAUUCAACAGAAGACUAAGUCGAAGGCCAAUGUACCUGCUACGUCGCAGAAGGCGUCACAGUUGAAAUCUUCUUUCACUGUGACGGCGGCGGAAACAAAAUGCGUGUUUUGCGAUAAAGAACAUUUCAACCACCAGUGCGACGAGUUUCUCAAGCUUUCACCUUGUGAAAGGAAUGCCAGGGCCAAGAAAGCUGGCGUUUGUUAUAACUGUCUGAGAAAAGGGCACCUCACGGUCAAAUGUACUUCGAAACAUUCAUGUCGAGAAUGUAACAAGCGGCACCAUACGGUUCUCCAUCUGGAUUCGCCAAAACCGAAUGACGAUGCCAGCAAGACCGACUCUGUGAAACCUGUCGAUAGUGACAACAGUUCGUCAUUGAUGAGCAACGUGGUAACCCUCAGUUGCGCCACUGGUUCGAGUGGAUAUAAGGAUGUGCUGCUUUCUACUGCGGUUGCGAAUAUUCUGGACGUGCACGGUAACGUGAGGCUGUGUCGUAUUCUCCUGGACUCAGGGUCGCAACUUCACCUAAUCACGGAAGCAAUGACAACACUCCUUGGAUUCCAGCGUGAAAAGUGUGCAACGAGUGUCGUUGGAAUCAACGGGAAGGAAACCCACAUCAAACACCAAGUAAUGGUUAUGUUACAAUCCAGAACGACAAGCUACAGUGAGAACAUCGAAUGCCUGGUGGUGCCGAGAAUCACUGGCAUACUACCAGCUCAAGAGCUCAACAUUGCAGAGAUAGCUAUCCCGAACGACGUUCGUCUUGCUGAUCCAGAAUUCAACAGGCCUCAACGAAUCGACCUUCUGAUCGGAGCCGAACUGUUCUACAGUAUCCUGAAAAGUAAUCGCAUCGAUCUCGGGCCUGGACGACCGAUUAUACAGGAAACGUUUUUGGGAUGGGUCGUCGCAGGGCCAACCCACAAUCGUUCGUCGAAUAUACAACCACAACAAUGCAACACUGUUUCUUCUGAAACCAAUCAUUUGGAUGAGUUGGUUCAACGGUUUUGGAUGGUCGAGGAUGUUCCGAUGGCAUCGAGGCUUUCAGAGGAGGAGGCAUUGUGCGAGCAGCAUUACGUUCAAACAACGACAAGGGACUCGUCCGGAAGGUACGUGGUCAGGCUCCCGUUUCGUGACAACGUGGAUAAGCUUGGUGAAACGAAGCAGCAUGCACUACAGCGAUUCCAGCAGCUAGAAAGGCGUUUGAAUAGCAACGAGCAGUUGAAGCGUGAAUAUGAUUGUUUCAUCGAGGAAUACAUUCGUCUGAACCAUUGCCGAGAAGUUUUUGAACCAGAAGCAAGUAGCAAGCCCAACUGUUUCCUGCCUCAUCACGCAGUACUAAAACCAUCAUCAUCUUCAACCAAGCUACGAACAGUGUUUGAUGCUUCAGCGAAAUCGACUUCGGGCCUAUCGCUAAACGAUGUGUUGAUGACUGGGCCUAGCGUACAGGAUUCUCUUCUAGACAUCACGAUGCGAUUCCGCAUACACCAGUACGUUUUUACUUGCGAUGUGCCUAAGAUGUACAGGCAAGUCGCAAUGGCAGCGGAAGACACAAAAUUUCUACGGGUGUUUUAUCGGAAGCAAUCAUCCGAUCCGAUUCGCACAUUCGAGCUGACUACCGUUACAUACGGCACGGCGUCGGCACCCUUUUCGGCAACACGCACCUUAGUGCAACUGGUACAUGACGAGGGUGCACAGUUUCCCAUAGCUGCGGAAAUUGUACUGCACGAUGUCUACAUCGAUGAUGCAUUGACUGGCGGAGAUUCUAUCGAGUUCAUCAAGGAGGCAGCAGAACAGCUCGUGCAUCUUCUAGAGCGAGGAGGCUUCCAGCUGCAUAAAUGGUGCUCCAAUUCCACUGAGUUUUUGGAGACCAUUCCGGAAGAACUGAAAGAGAAGCGAACGGCAUUAGAAUUUAGCGGAGCAAACGAUGUGAUUAAAACGUUGGGUUUAUUAUGGAAUCCCUCAACGGACGAGCUGUGUUUCCGGAUGAAUCCUGUUCAAGACCAGGCUGUGAUCACGAAGCGUCAUAUCCUUUCCGAGGUUUCGAAAACCUUUGACCCGCUGGGACUAUUUGCGCCAUCGGUCGUGCUGUGCAAAUUAUUGAUACGAGAUCUGUGGAAGCUGGAGGUUGGUUCGGACGAAGAAGUGCCACCGGAUCAGAUGAACUCCUGGAUGCGGUACAUAGCCAGCUUGAAACAGGCUGAAGGAAUGAAGAUUAAUCGAUGUGUGCUGUCACCCAAUCGGAUUGGUCUUGAACUUCAUGCCUUUUCGGAUGCAUCAUUCUCGGCGUACGGAACAUGUGUAUACAUACGGUCUGUUCUUCCCGACGGCACUGCGGAGCUUCACCUUCUGACAAGCAAAUCCAGAGUUGCCCCCAACCAAACUAUUCCACGACUGGAGCUAUGCGGAUUUGUUCUAAUGGCUAGAUUGGUUGGCGUUGUUAUGGCGGCAAUUAAACAACGAUUCAACAAGGUGGUGUUAUGGACGGAUUCAACUAUCGUGUUAUGCUGGUUGAAUAAGCCACCUCAUCAGCUCAACACCUUUGUGUCAAAUCGUGUUACGGAGAUCAAUAGAACCACUAAGGAAUACGAACGUAAAUACGUGGAGUCCAAAUCAAACCCAGCCGAUAUGCUGUCGCGUGGUGUCUACCCUGCGGAUUUGAAAAUCAAUGACAUUUGGUGGCACGGGCCUACUUUUCUACGAACGGCAUCAUUUGCAGAUUUCAAAGAAGAAGAAGUUGUCGACAUUCCCGACGUGAAGAAAGUUACUUGUACAGCACAGGAAUGUGAAGGUCCCUACGAACUUCCAGUUCUCACCAGGUUCAGUUCGUUUAGGCGUCUGCGACGAGUCAUGGCUUAUGUGGCUCGAUUUAUCAGAAAGGCAAGAAAGAUUCGUACGGAUAACGAUCAUCAACUGUACCCAACCGUGGAUGAGUACAAGGUAAGCCUAGACUUGAUCAUGAAGGCACUUCAAGCAGUGCAUUUUCCUGAAGAAAUCCAGCAAAUUGAAAAGUAUCAGCGUACUGGUGAUCCCAAACACCGAUACGUUGGGAAGCUUCGGUACCUCAACCCGAUCUUGGAGCAAGGUAUCCUGAGAGUUGGAGGGCGAAUCAAACACGCAAAUCUAACAUUUGCCCAACGUCAUCCCGUAAUUCUACCAUCAAAGCAUCACGUGACGAAAAUCAUCAUCGACGAUUUGCACGAGAUGUACUUGCACAUUGGCCCAAGCGGAUUGUUAUCUCUUCUCCGUCAGAGGUUUUGGAUACUUGAUGGUCGGAAUCGUGUUCAGCAACAUUUGAGGAAAUGCGUACGUUGUUUCAAGGCUAAUCCAACGAAGUUACCACGUUACAUGGGAGACCUUCCGGCAUAUCGAGUUACUCGGUCAGACGUUUUCUCACGAGUUGGUGUAGAUUAUGCAGGACCGUUUUCAAUCAAAACUGGCAAUCCACGUAAACCGGUUAUUGUUAAAGGGUACAUCGCACUUUUCGUGUGUUUAUCAUCCAAGGCUAUCCAUAUGGAAAUGGCAGUUGAUCUCUCUAGUCAAGCAUUCAUCAACGUUCUGAAACGGUUCGUGUCACGGAGAGGAGUACCUACUGUAAUACUGUCCGAUAAUGCAACAAAUUUUAUCGGAGCAAAUUCGGAACUACAUCAGCUAUACCAACUGUUCCAGACAGAAUCUACAACGAUGGCCAUCAACGAGUAUUGUUUGCCGUUGGAGAUCAAAUGGCAAUUCAUUCCGGCUCGUUCCCCUGAAUUUGGAGGUGUAUGGGAAGCUGGAGUUAAGUCGGCAAAACGUCACAUCAAGCGAGUAGUUGGCGAGUCGAAAUACACAUAUGACCAGUGGAGCACGCUCAUCACCCAGAUCGAGGCUAUUUUAAAUUCAAGGCCACUCGUACCGAUGUCAUCUGAUCCCAGUGAUCUCAAGGCUAUCAGUCCAGCACAUUUGAUAGUCGGCAGAGAGCUGACUGCGAUUCCAGAACCAUCGUUGGAAAACCUGAAAUUGAGUACACUGUCUAAGUAUCAAGAAAUGCAGAAAAUGAGGGACGCUUUUUGGAUUCGGUGGUCUUCCGACUACCUGCAAGAGCUCCAGCGCCGUCCGAGACAUAAUCGUCAGCAUAAGGAGUUGAAGAUUGGCGAUAUGGUGAUAUUGCGAGAGGACAACGUACCCCCCCUUCAGUGGAGAUUGGGUAGGGUAGUGCAGACACACACUGGAUCCGAUGAAGUUACCAGAGUGGUAUCCGUGCGGACGUCCGGGGGCAUCUUCAAGAGAACAACAGCUAAGCUGUCACUGCUACCUAACGAGGAUUGA